AAAAAAUCAAAUUUCAGAAAAUUGUGAUCAAAGCUGAAAAUGGUCUUCCCCUCCAGCUGUUUAUCUCUAAAGUCUCCUUCAGAUGUUUUCCCUUCCAAUAUUUCAUGAAGUAGAAAAGGGAAAUUUGAACAAAAAAACCUGCCAGCCAGCUCCUCGUUUUUCCUCACUCCUUCAGUGUAAUGCAAAAAUAAUGAGAAUUACCCAGCGUUUAAUAUGAAGCUUUUAAAACAAUUACAUUGCUCUUUUGUUGUAAUAAAGCAAUAAAAUACUAUGAGCCAGACAUGCAGACUAGGAGGGAUGUGUGUGAUGUGGGCCGCUCGAGCUCCUUUUAUUAAAUAUGCUUUCAACUGGGGAGAAGGAUAGGCGGCGAGACGACGACUCUCCCGUCAGACUGACUUUCGGAACAAAUACAUAAUCCGAGAUGUUCUUUGGAGACCAUUGCAACUACCGCCAACCCCUUGCUUAUUUUAAGCCGGUAUUGCUUAUAAGUCAGAACACACAUGCUAGGCGGCCUUCACGCUCAACCAGAAAGACUCCACAAAGAAGGCGGGAAACCGACCGGCCGACUGACACGGUUCGGCUCCCUCGCGCUUAAGACACUCGACUUUCAGCGGACAACGCUCUUCUCUCGGCGAUUGGUGCCUCCCGUAAAACUUGAGGGGCGGCCCCUGUCGCAGAGGCUGGCACUUGUCGCAGAGGUACGCCACGCCCAUCUUCCCGCAGGCUGGCGAUUGGCUUCGAGCGUUCCGGGCUCAUGACUAUGUAGCAAGUGUAUUCAAAUCAGGCGGUUGCCAAGGUAACUUGAGGCCUUGCGUACACACGCUAAUCCUUGGAAGAGGCCUGGGAGGGCCGAAAGGACCAAGGACGAGGGAGUCCCCAGGCGUGACUCGGUGAGGGGUUCAUUUUCCCUUUUUCUUUUGACGUGCGGUGGUGUCUUUUUUCUUCUGCCGGCAGUUGGAAGGAAUUAGAAGCAGGAGAACGUCAGUCCCAUUUCAAGAAGAUAAAUAGAAGAUAAAUAGCUCAAAUUUGUAUACUGCAAGUGGAGUUGCUGUUGGAAACAGACAUGGUGGAUGGCAUGACAAGGCAUUCUGAAAUGAAGAUAAACUGGAAACUAGAUAGAACCUCAAGACCAGGUUCAGCAACAGUUAGGGUUACAGAUCUUGGCUGGCAAGGUCUCCUGAACCCGAAUCCAUCUAUUAAAGAAGAUGAAGAGCUCCUUGUGGAUGAAUAUCUUUCUCCCCACAAGCUGAAAGCAUUGACAGGGCUAGAUGAUCUGUGGCAACUGAAGGCCCUCGAGAUGCGUGUAAACACCAGAGAGAAUAGUCUGGGAAAUUUUGGUUCUUACCUCCCUAAUCUGAAACAACUAAAACUGAAUGGAAGUAUACUUACAUCUGUGAGGGACCUUGGAACAGCACUGCCUCGUCUUCAAGUCCUAUGGAUGGCUCGCUGUGGGCUCCCAGAUUUAGAUGGGAUCUCUUCCUGUUGCUCUUUGAAGGAACUCUACAUAGCCUACAACAAUAUUGGUGAUCUAAGUCAGAUUAGCCUGCUGGAGAACCUUGAAAUUCUAGAUUUAGAAGGAAACAACAUUGAAGAUCUUAGUCAGAUUCAAUACUUGCGGCUCUGUACUAAGCUGACCAAUCUUACAAUAGAGGGAAAUCUUAUUUGCUUGAAGCCAAGCCCGCAAUCUUCAGAGGACCCAGAUUACAAUUACAGAGUUGAAGUGAAAAAACUCAUCCCUCAUUUAAAAUGUUUGGAUGAAAUACCAGCAAAUCAAACUGCUAUUCCUUUUCCAUGCAAAAUGAAUAAGGACUGGCUUAUUGUCAAGGAAUCAAUCAAAGAAGGAAGUUUAAUUGAGGAAGCUUCAGGUUCAGAUUCUCAGUUAGGACUCCUAACAAGAAGGCUGGGCUCUGCUCUGCGGCCUGCUGCAACUCACUUUUUGCUAGGUUCCAGACCUCAGACUCUCCAGAGAUCUCCCAGUGCUCAUUUGCUUUCUGGUUGUAGCACUCUCCUGGAAUCCACCAUCUGUGAUGAGAUAUUGCCUGAUGAUGAUUCAAGUGACCUGACCCAUGGUGUCAGUAGAGUUAUAUGUGGGAACCCCAUCAAAGCUCUUCAUGCAAGAAGACAAAAAUUAGGUUCUGCAGUAACAAACCUGUUCCAGCCACCGUGUCAUCUGGCAGAAUAUAAUUAUGAUUUUGAAGAAACUGGCAGUGUAAAUGAGAGAGACAUCUUUGCUGAGCUGAAAGCCUUGCAAGAACAUCAUUACCAGCACUUGCAAGCCUUCCAAAGAGUGAAAUCUCCCCAGCUGUUGAAAAUAACACACAAUGAUGAAGAAGGGGAAGAGAAAGAAAAAGGCUGCAGCCUGAGUGACAGCUGUGAUGAAGAUUUUAAAGAAGCCUUUCAGGGGGACAUCACACAAAUUACCACAUCAGAAGCUUCUUGUUGUUCCCAUCUUUCUCAGGUGUCAUCAGAUUCAUCACAUAGCCUCGCAAAUACAUUACCGAGCAUUGUAAAGCGCUCUCUCCAACCUUCUCCUCCAAAAUGCCCUUCACCUGGAUCCAUGGGUGUGACAGCUGGACUUAUGAGAGCUAGACACCUGAAAAUACCUAAUUCAAAAAAAGCUGUGUUAAAGCUGCAGCCUCCAUUAGUUGUGAACAGGGAUGAAGUGCAGCAUAUGGCUGAAAGGACUGCUGUUCUGAAUCUCCAUAGGAAACCAGAUGCACCCUCUAAUGCAGCACUCUUCACACAGAGGCAAACAGUUUGUGGCAGCAAACAGAUUAGGAGACCCAUUUCAGGACCAGCAGCAUUUGGACCAACAAAUAGAGCCACUAUGGAUAGAAGCCUACCUAAGACAAUCAACCAUCAUAUACCUGCCAGUCAUUCAUACACAAGUAUGCCAGACAGAUUUGCAGUGCUGAACAUGGGCCACCCUCUGAGCGCCAAAGCUGCCCUGCAGAGCUUGUCAAAAAGGCCGGAUAUCUCAGUGAUUGCUCAAAGCAAGACUCCCCAGUUGUAGGAAAUGCCUCAAACAGCUGUGCAUACCUUGUUGCCAGGUCUUGGCUGUACUUGAUUUCUCAUUUUCCCAUGAGCAACACAGGCCAGCUUCUCUGAUUCAGCAGCCUGAUUCAUCGCUGAGGAUGACAGUGCCCCUACGCAAGCAGAGCAGUUGAAAGAAACAACUUGAUUUCUCUCCAAUUAAACUGCUGCUGUGAAGAGAGAAUCAGUCAUUCUCCCCACCCCCACCCCAGCAACUUUUCUUUUUAGCAGGCUUUGAAAGGAAUGAAGAAAGGACUUGUGCCCACUGUAGCUCCUUCUGAUGACUACAUCACUGGUGUUUAGAACAGCUGUUUGAGUGGCCUCAGGAGCAAGGGUGGUUUCCUUGACUCAGCUAGUGGGAGGAUGAUACAACUGGUUCCCUCAGGUAACCAGCUGCAGCUCCAAAGUGUCAGCCUUCUCUCCUAGGGAUUAAAAGACUGGGAACAUAGGCAGCUGCACUUGGCUUAGUCUGAAGGAUAUGGGUUUUUUUUUUCAUGUUCCUUGAGCAGCAGACUCAUUGGUUUCAGGUACUGGUUUCUACUUCAACUAACGUAAACAAACUAUGUUGCUUGGUUACCAUUUUCAGCAUGGAAUUACCAAAUAGCAAGAAAUGUAGGACCAAUUGACCAAAUCAUUUUAAUUUAUUUGUGCUUGAAAGAAAUAUGUGGCAUACCUCGAGACUGUAUUUUCUUCAAGUCAGGUGACCAGUAUAUACCCACAUAUUAUAUCAGACAUGGGUGGUUCUUAAUAAUUCCUCCUUUACCUGAACCUCUUCAUGUCUUUACAACAAAUGUAUUUUCAGUUCAAAUUUCCCUAAAUUGUAGAACAUUUUUAGAUUGAAAGAGUAAAGUGCAUUGUUCAUAAGUGUCAACAUUCAGGUAAGAUGUGCAAUGCUAUUCCAGCAGUCUUGCCUAUCUGUUGGCACAUAGAUGGGUACAGUUAUCACUUGAUCUUUGAUUUGUAACGUGGGUCAUGUUGUUAUGAGAAUCAGGGACUCCCACAUAUGGCUAGUAGGUGGCCCUGUUUUGUGAUUGUGGCAUUUGGAGCAAAUGCUGCCAUAUUCAUGGGAUUUGUUACUUGCCAUAGUUCAUACUGUAUAUUUCUCCACACAAGUCCUACAAACUGUAUCUGCUAACAAAAAAAACAAAAGUUUGUGUGAAUUGGAACUCAAGUAUGUAUAGAUAAUUAUUAUUGUGACUAUUUUGAAACCAAGUAUUGUAUUGUAGUUUUCAAAAUUAAUAUUAGAUAAUUUUGGAGUGAAGUUUACAAAGAUAAAAAUUAUGCAACAAUCCAAG
Pantherophis guttatus is the source of this 4328-nucleotide messenger RNA. It is a transcript of the gene LRRC56, whose product is annotated as leucine rich repeat containing 56. The record is from RefSeq and is a predicted model, not a curated record. Gene Ontology annotation, molecular function: protein binding. Lineage: Eukaryota; Metazoa; Chordata; Lepidosauria; Squamata; Colubridae.